GCGAAAAGGGGGGGUUAAACGGUUGUUUUUACCUCAGAGGCGAGACUCAUUCCCUUUUAUUCCCAAAUAUAAACGCAAAACGCCCAUAAACAGCCUCUAUAUGAAAGGGAAAUGGCUGGGUUUCCUGAGGAGGAACGUUAAAAGCCUUAUUUCUUCGUCUUUCCCGCCUUUCUGUGUUUAAAAACAUGACUUAUUAUUAUUAUUAUUAUUACCUCAGGGAAACGUUUCCUGAGGCGAAAGGAGGGAUGCUGCUGAAGGUCUCCUGAGGGAAAGAAGGAAAGAGAAAGAGAAAGAGGCGUUGUUUGUGGAGCCAUGGACGAACAGAGUGUGGAGAGUAUUGCUGAAGUGUUCCGAUGUUACAUUUGUAUGGAAAAGCUGCGCGAUGCGCGCCUGUGUCCGCACUGCUCCAAGCUGUGUUGUUUCAGUUGCAUUCGGCGCUGGCUGACAGAACAAAGAGCCCAAUGCCCACAUUGUCGAGCUCCACUCCAGCUGAGAGAACUUGUCAACUGUCGUUGGGCUGAAGAGGUGACCCAGCAGCUAGACACGCUCCAGCUGUGCAACCUGAACAAGCUUGAAGAAAAUGAAAAAGACAAGUGUGAAAACCAUCACGAAAAGCUGAGUGUAUUUUGUUGGACGUGUAAGAAAUGUAUCUGCCACCAGUGUGCCCUUUGGGGUGGAAUGCAUGGAGGGCAUACAUUUAAGCCAUUGGCUGAAAUAUAUGAACAGCAUGUCACGAAGGUCAAUGAAGAAGUUGCAAAGCUUCGCCGAAGACUCAUGGAGUUGAUCAGUUUGGUGCAGGAAGUGGAAAGAAAUGUGGAAGCAGUACGCAGUGCAAAAGACGAGCGUGUUCGGGAAAUCAGGAAUGCUGUAGAGAUGAUGAUUGCUAGGUUAGAUACCCAGCUGAAGAACAAACUUAUCACACUAAUGGGUCAGAAGACAUCACUCACUCAAGAAACAGAACUUCUGGAGUCUCUUUUGCAAGAAGUGGAGCACCAGCUUCGGUCAUGCAGUAAAAGUGAGCUGAUAUCGAAAAGCUCUGAGAUCUUGAUGAUGUUCCAGCAGGUCCAUCGGAAGCCCAUGGCCUCUUUUGUCACUACACCUGUCCCUCCAGACUUCACAAGUGAGUUAGUACCUGCAUAUGAUUCAACUACCUUUGUACUGGAGAACUUCAGCACUUUACGCCAGCGGGCAGAUCCAGUUUACAGUCCGCCUCUUCAAGUUUCGGGGCUUUGCUGGAGGUUAAAAGUUUAUCCAGAUGGAAACGGAGUGGUGCGAGGAUACUACUUAUCUGUAUUUCUUGAGCUUUCAGCUGGGUUGCCAGAAACAUCCAAAUAUGAGUAUCGCGUAGAAAUGGUCCACCAGUCCACGAAUGAUCCUGCCAAAAACAUCAUUCGAGAGUUUGCAUCUGAUUUCGAAGUAGGGGAGUGCUGGGGUUACAACAGGUUCUUUCGGCUGGACUUGCUUGCCAACGAAGGCUACUUGAACAGACAGAACGACACGGUCGUAUUACGGUUCCAGGUGCGGUCUCCUACCUUCUUCCAGAAAUGUCGGGAUCAAAACUGGUACAUUUCUCAGCUGGAAGCUGCUCAGACAAGUUAUCUCCAGCAAAUAAAUAACCUGAAAGAGAGGCUUGCCAUCGAGCUUUCCCGUACCCAGAAGUCCCAUGGCGUAUCUCCUCCAGAUACUCACCUCAGUCCACAGAGCGACGAUGGUUUGGAAACAAGACCAAAAAAGUCAGGACCAAACUCAGAAGUACUUCUUGAGGCUGUGGCCAGUACAGCAUCACCCAGAGAUGCAAAGGAUGAAGAAGAGGAGAAAGUACAAUAUGAGGAUUUUAAUCACGAGCUUUCAGACGGGGACCUCGAUGUCGAUCUGGUUGGGGAGGAUGAGGCCAACCAUCUUGAUGGCAGUAGUUCCUCAGCAAGUUCAACAGCAACCAGCAACACAGAAGAAAAUGAUAUCGAUGAGGAGACCAUGUCGGGAGAGAAUGAUGUCGAAUAUAGUCACAACAUGGAGCUGGAGGAGGGGGAUCUUGUCGAAGAAGCUGCCUCUGCGACAGCAGGUGCCUCAGGUGGAAACCAUGGCUAUCCCACUGCAAGCUGCCGCAUGUCAAGGCGAGGCACGGGUGCGCUGGGCUCCUCCACCAGUAGCAGCUUGCUUGAUAUCGACCCAUUGAUUUUAAUUCACUUGUUGGACCUAAAAGACAGAAAUGGGAUGGAAAACCUGUGGGGCUUGCAGCCGCGGCCUCCUGUUUCGCUUCUGCAGAACAGAGCAUCCUAUUCUCUAAAAGAGAGGGACCAGCGGAGGCAUCAGGCCAUGUGGCGCGUUCCACCAGACCUGAAGAUGCUGAAGAGGUUGAAAAGCCAGAUGGCAGAAGUCCGCAGCAAAAUGUCCGAUGUGAAGAACCAGCUGUCGGAGGUUCGGAGUAGCAACACCACCUCUUCCGAUGGUCCAUCCUCGUACUCAUUCCCCGGCGACCAAGGAGCCUUGGCUGCUUGUGGAACAGAUAGUUACAGCAAACUGCAAGAACUUGGGAGAGAGCUGUUGACAAAAUCGUCCCUCUCUAGUUGCUACAUGCGGAACUCCACAAACAAGAAAAGCCAUUCAGCCAAAACUGGUCGAACUGGGGCAGCGGGCAGCCUGUCCCUACGGCGAGCAAUGGAUUGUGGAGAUGGAAAUCUUCGCUUGAAGGGAGACUGUCAGAUUUCCUCUGAAGGUUGCCUGGGAAACCCCAAGCCCAGCAGUCGACGUGGCUCUCCCAGGUCCUUGACUAAUGGCAAUGCCGCAGAGCCACUACCUAAACUGGAAGACAGACCAUGUAAUGUCUCUGAUUCCGAUGUGGGGACUUCUGGUUUAAACAGCAUCAUUCCUGCAGAAAAAGGCCGGAAAGUAGUAUCCGGAGGGUCCAAUUCAAAUAGGUGUCGUGGGGAAGCAACAGAACCAGAAGACUUGGAAAACAACACUGAAGCUGGAGAACUGCCAGCGAUCCUCUCCGAGGGAGCCUCAGCGGGCCCAGAAGAUGGUCCAGCUGCGCUUUGCCAGAAGCAUAUCCUUCACCUCCUGCCAGGCAUGAGCAGUGACAGCGACAUUGAAUGCGACACAGAUAAUGAAGAGCAGGAGGAUGCAGAAACAGCCACUGCCACUCCGGACAUCUUCAGCCAAGGUUUCCAGACCCAGCCUUCAAGUGAGGCCUUAGACUUGUGUACCGUUUUCCCAGAGGGUGACCAAAUAGGCCCUGAAGACCCUUCCUUUGCCACUGGAAAGGACAGCACCAGGUAAAGCAUUUGGUGGUGAGGGCUGCCUGAGCUUGGAUUAGCUUUCCUUGAGCCUGUCUGUCAGAAGUGGCGUGGUGCAGCAUCACAGGGUCUGGCUUAAUUCACCUGCAUUAUUUCUGGCGAUGCCUUACGCACACCCUUUCCCUGAAAACCAAGCUGUGCCGCUUCUCCGAUUGUGUGUCAUCUGCACCCCAUGUGUGUGCUUCUCAAAGGGGCUGUUCUGAAGAGAUUGAGGGAUGGAAGAAGGGACACACACACCCCUCCACUCCCUGCUGCUGUUACUUUGAAAUGAUGUGAAUUGACACUAAAGCCGUUGUACUCCCGAGUCCUAAGCUACUUAACGGUGAAAUGUUGCUCUGGAAGAGCUGCUCUUUUCCUUUCCUUACUCCCCUCCACCUUUUCCCCCCCCGUUGAAAAAUACUUGUUGCCAAACUUCAUCCCCCCCCCCCCUUUUCUUUCUGCCAUUGUGCAUUGCAUUUUUGCUGCUAAAGGUUGUUCUGUGAAGUUACGCUGAAUUUGGCUGUUCUUUUUCAAAGCACGAGUUAACUGUAUAAAUGUUAGUUGGGUGUUUCCUCUGGAACGUGGCGUCCUCCCCAGAAGGAUUCGCCCGUCGGUGUCGAUGGUGAACUGCUGUAAAAAUUCUCAAUCGUUCCGAGGACAAUGGUUUGCACUCUUUUAAUGAAUAAAGUGGCAUUGGAAAUGGC
Molecule: messenger RNA, 3979 nt
Organism: Sceloporus undulatus (fence lizard)
Lineage: Eukaryota; Metazoa; Chordata; Lepidosauria; Squamata; Phrynosomatidae
Gene: TRIM37
Product: tripartite motif containing 37
Exons: 25
Coding region: 313-3279 (988 amino acids)
Biological process (GO): negative regulation of centriole replication; protein autoubiquitination
Cellular component (GO): peroxisome; aggresome
Molecular function (GO): tumor necrosis factor receptor binding; ubiquitin protein ligase activity; zinc ion binding
Source: RefSeq, a predicted model, not a curated record